AUGACAGAUUUCAUCGCUUAUCUACUUCAUGUAGGAAAAGGUUAUCUCAUUGAUAAGGUUGAAUCUUCCCUUAAAUUCUUUGCAGAUUUGGAAGAUUGGCAAUUAUUGAAAGAUCCACUUUAUUAUCGAGUCAAAACAGGAGCCCUUAAAUCAUGUAACCUUUGUGACAGAAAUCCUUUGCAAAGGGAUCCUUUCAUGGCUGACUACAUCAAGAAUUACAUUACUCAAUUUAAACCGAAGGCUCCAAACGAAGGGUUUAAUUACUAUUUGACCUGUGCUCUCCCUGUGAUUGUGUAG
Molecule: messenger RNA, 297 nt
Organism: Naegleria lovaniensis
Lineage: Eukaryota; Heterolobosea; Eutetramitea; Acrasida; Naegleriidae
Exons: 1
Coding region: 1-297 (98 amino acids)
Source: RefSeq, a predicted model, not a curated record